Messenger RNA from Xenopus laevis (African clawed frog), 1744 nucleotides. RefSeq names its product proline rich and Gla domain 4 S homeolog (gene prrg4.S). The transcript has 6 exons. NCBI's taxonomy places the organism in Eukaryota, Metazoa, Chordata, Amphibia, Anura, Pipidae. The record is from RefSeq and is a predicted model, not a curated record. The coding region runs from base 261 to 953 and encodes 230 amino acids.
UUUCCUGCUAUUACCUGGAUUUUCUUUCAGUUCAGAGUCCCUUAGAGCGUCUGCCAGACUGACAGUUUAACACCUGGAGAGGUGACUUCUGCUGAUAUUAUUAUAAGGCUGAGAUACAGCAAGUGCCGGCAGUUAUUGCUGCCCUCUGGACUUCAGUCUCCGCUCAGUCAGUUUCUGGUCAUUCGAUUCCACAGUCUGUGGACAAUCAGUGAGACAACCAGUGUCCCUGUGGCACCAAUGAAUCUUCCCUGAGGAACCUAAUGGCUCCUGGUUUAAGGUACCAAACAUCUAUAGUGAAUCUGGUGUUGGUCUGCCAGUUACCUUUCAUGGUUUAUGGGUUUCCUUUCUGCACAAUGAAAGCUGAAGAAUCCAUUCCCAUGGACAAAGGAAAGGUGUUCACUAACAGGGAAGAUGCCAGCCAAUUCAUUGGGCGACGUUUGCUCUACAACCAGUUUGACUUUGAAAUGCUGGUCCCUGACAAUUUGGAGAGGGAAUGUUACGAGGAGAUCUGCAACUACGAGGAGGCACGGGAGGUCUUUGAGGAUCCAGAUACAGCGAUGGCAUUUUGGCAAAAAUACACCAAAAAAGAUUCAUCCUCCAAAGACGUUGUAAAGCUUGAUGUUGUCGGCUUACUUACUGGUAUCAUUUCUGGUGGGACGUUGCUUGUAAUUUUGGGCCUUCUUGGAUACUACUGGUAUAUGGUCUACUGUGCUCCACGAAGGCACCGUACUGUCCAAGAUGGAAGCAUUGAAGGCAGAAAUAUAUCAAACAGCUCUAUGAGCUCCGAGGAACUCCCCCUGCAACUAACACUCCCAGCUCAAUUGCUGCCCCCUCCAUAUGACGAAGUUGUAUUGGAUGCAAAUGACGAGCCCCCACCUCCUUACCCAGGGACACAGAAAAAGUCCUUUAAAAAAUCUUUAUCAAUUCCAGCUCAUCAAAAGUAUCCACUAUAGCAGCAUCAUCCAAGCUUUUGCCUUCGGUGGGUCAAUGAUCUGCUAGACCACUUGUCAGUGGCUCGGAUUAUAUUAUGAUGAUGGUGUCACACCAUCAAGAAGUUUAUUGAUGAGCAGGAUGGGGACCCAAGUAAAUCCUCUGGUGGGGUCACAUCUAGACCUAUGGGUUUCCAAUUGAACCAUCAUGCCCUAUAGGAAUAAGGUAUCCUGAUUAAGAACUUAUGAAUAAGAACUUUAUGUAAUCCAUCUGUAAGAAUGGAACUUUGGAAGUGGUGUGUCCAAAGACCAGGGGUCUGGGCUGGUAGCCUGCAGAGUAUUACAAUUAGGGGUAUCUACAGUGAUUUAUGAUAACUGCUGCACCUUUCUGUGCCCUAACACCAUUAAUGUUAUGUGAGUGAUGGGUAAUCAGCGCCUUUAAUAUGUGGCCAAAAUAGAUAACCAUACGUGAUUUGCGUUCCACCAUAUAGUCCAUUGCGCUACUUGUAAUAAAUAAGAAGAGGCACUUCCAUUUCAGAUGCAGGUAUCAAAGCACAGCCGUCAGUCGUUUCCCUUAACAAACUGUCCCCAAAAAAUUAAAUAUACCAUUAUAACAUGGUGAGAUACUGUGAAUAAUACGUUUUAUAAAUACCAGAACCAAAAUACACCAAUGCAUUGCAUGUUGUUUUUUUUUUUAUUAUCUUAAGCUUGUGGCUCGUGUGACUCAAAUCACAUUUCAACAACAUCUUAGGGUCAGGGCACAUGCUCAGAUUUGGGGAGAUGAGUCGCUGGGCGACAAAUAUCCUCUUCUUUGG